This is a messenger RNA of Scleropages formosus (Asian bonytongue), 3346 nucleotides long. It is a transcript of the gene slc6a16a, whose product is annotated as solute carrier family 6 member 16a. NCBI's taxonomy places the organism in Eukaryota, Metazoa, Chordata, Actinopteri, Osteoglossiformes, Osteoglossidae. Bases 372 to 2447 code for a protein of 691 amino acids. The record is from RefSeq and is a predicted model, not a curated record. Gene Ontology annotation, biological process: amino acid transport; nitrogen compound transport; sodium ion transmembrane transport. The transcript is spliced from 14 exons. Gene Ontology annotation, cellular component: plasma membrane.
GUGUGUGUGUGUGUGUGUGUGUGUGUGUUUGGUGGCGUUCCAGUCGAUUUGCUGCAGCAAGUUCGAGUCCCUGCUGGGCGAGUCUGGCAGAGCCUCUGCUCGUUGAGGUCCACUCUGCAGGGGAGCUCCGUUGGACGAGGUGUGUGAAAACAGAGUAAACCAGGGUCUUGGCAGACCUGAAGUUGCACAUGGGGCUGUGAUCAAAAUCAGUAAAGAAGGAUCUCACUGAAACUUCACCAAGACUUUCCGAAAGUCUCCAGUCAUCGUCCUCGACUUGUCGGCAGCGUUGGACACUGUCAACCACCAGAUUCUACUCUCUUCUCUUGGCCUCAAAGGAGCGCCACUGAACCGGUUUGAGUCCUACCUAUCAGAUGGAGAAAGCGCCGUUGCCCGGCGACGAGGAGGGGCGACGCAUGUCGGAGGGCCAGGCGGAGGCUCGGCUGCUGGAGCCGGAUGAGGGGCGGGGCCAAGAGGGGGGGUCUGCAGACCCCACUCGACCCGCCUGGGGCAGCAAGCUGCAGUAUGUGUUGGCGCAGGUGGGCUUCAGCGUGGGCCUGGGCAACGUGUGGAGGUUCCCUUACCUUUGUCACCAGAACGGUGGAGGCGCCUUCUUGCUGCUCUACGUGCUGCUGCUGGGCUUCAUCGGCGUGCCGCUCUUCUUCCUGGAGUUGGCGGCGGGACAGUGUGUGCGCCAGGGCAGCAUCGGGGUGUGGGGGCGCAUCUCGCCUCGGCUGGGGGGUGUCGGCUUCUCCAGCUGUGUGGUGUGCUUCUUCGUUGCCCUUUACUACAACGUCAUCGUUGCCUGGAGCCUCUUCUACCUGGGCAGCUCGUUCCAGGACCCCCUGCCCUGGGAGCAGUGUCCUUUCCACAACAACAGGACAGUGAAAGAAUGUGCCAGAAGCUCCCCCACCACUUACUUCUGGUUCCGCAAGGCGCUGGACAUCACGGACUCCAUCGAUGACCUGGGCCACUUCAACGCCGUCAUGAGCGGCUGUCUGCUGGCUGCCUGGGCCAUCGUGUGCCUGGCCAUGAUCAAAGGCAUCAGGUCGUCCUCCAAGGUGAUGUACUUCUCCUCUGUUUUCCCGUACGUCGUGCUGCUGUGCUUCCUCGCCAGGGGACUGCUGUUGGACGGAGCUUCUGAAGGGAUUGUCUACAUGUUCUACCCACGGCUGCAGAUCUGGGGCGAGAUACAGGUGUGGCGACAGGCUGCCACGCAGGUGUUCUUUGCGCUGGGCUUGGGCUUCGGCUCCGUCAUCGCCUACUCGUCUUACAACCCCCCGAACAACAACUGCCACCGCGACGCCCUCGUGGUCUCCGUCAUCAACCUGCUUACCUCCAUUCUCGCUUCCUUGGUAGUGUUUGCCAUGCUGGGCUUCCGAGCUAAGAGCAUCACCAUGGACUGUGUGGUCCGCAAUGUGAACCUUCUGGCUGAGUUGUGGCACCCGGACCCCUCUCAGCUAGCCUCAGUGCCGUGGCUCAACGUGUCUGAGCCCAGGUCCGUGACCUUACCGCAGUACAGCCAGUGGUUUCUGCAGUACGGUGCCCAGUUGGGGGGCAACUUUACAGACUGCAACCUGGAGGAGGAGAUGAACAAGGGAGUGGAAGGCACGGGACUGGCUUUCAUCGCCUUCACGGAGGCCAUGACCCUGUUCCCUGGCAGCCCAUUCUGGUCGGCGCUCUUCUUCCUCAUGCUUCUCAACCUGGGCCUGAGCACCAUGUUCGGCACCAUGCAGGGCAUUCUCACGCCGCUCACGGACAGCUUUGCUCUGCUCGGCCGCCGCAGGAUCCUGCUCACAGUCGGCAGCUGUGUCCUGGGCUUCGCCUUGGGCCUGCUCUUCACCCAGCGCUCCGGAAACUACUUUGUGACCAUGUUCGACGACUACUCGGCCACGCUGCCACUCAUCGUCGUGGCAGUCUUCGAGACAGUGGCCGUGUCCUGGGUGUACGGAGCCGACCGUUUCUUAGAUGACAUUGAGAGAAUGAUCCGGUGGCGCCCCCCAGUGCUCUACAAGUACCUGUGGCGCUUUGUGUGCCUCUUUGCCAUGCUGGCUUUGCUGGGCGCCAGCGUGCUGCGCAUGCUCUUCAAAAGGCCCACCUACACGGCCUGGAACCAGCACAUGGCCUCGGAGACGACGCUGGAAUACCCCGGCUGGGCGCUCGCUUUCCUCUGCAUGUUCAUGUUGGUGGCACUGCUGCCCUUACCCAUAGCAUACCUCCAUGCCAUGCUGAGGAGUGAUGCGGACGCCCACACAGUGCCGCCGGAGCAGCAGGAGCUCCAAGGGGACGGGUACCUCGAGUGCGACUGGGCUGAGCCCGAGUCCAUCUCCAGCUCGCCGCAGGAACAGGCGGGGCCUUGCAGAGCUGUCUUCCUGCCGCCGGGGACCGAUUGCUACACGCGCCUUCCUCAGCAUGAGGACUAUGAGGAAGAGGAGGACACUGCAGUGUGAGAGGGCAGCAAAGGAAAAAGGGCCACCAGGAAACAGGCACCUGUCGUUUCCUCAACUCUCGGCCACAGACAGAGCAGACAGGAACCCUGGCUCCAUGUCCCCUGUCCAGCCCGGUGUCCUGUCUCCAGCUGCGCAAAGCGUCACUCCUGCCAGUCAACGUGUCCUCCUUUGCCGGAGCAGCCACACAUGUGAACCUGACUUUUGUGAACUGUGUGUAAACACACAGAACAGCUCCCUGAAGAAGGAUCGAAAAAGAACGGGAAACUUCAAGAGGACUGCAAAACGUGAGCAGAAGAAGUGAAGUGGAGUGGAGUGGAGUGUGGGUGGGUGCAAAAAGUCCCAGGUGGCUAUGGCUGGCAGGACUACAGUGGGGGUGUAUUACAUUACCUUAGAAACAUCUUGCUUUUUUUUUUUUUUUUUUUAUUUCUGAGCAAGUGUUACCAGAAAGAAAAGUUUGGAUGAUAUAUUUGGUAAAGAGUCUUGCAGAAAACCACCCCUGUUGCUAUAAUCUCAUGAGCUCUAUACCUCCUGAAAACUUAGUAUGCAGCGUGAACCCUGACAUGCUCACUGUGUGUCCUGCUGCGCUCGGUGAUGGUUGAACACUGGAACCACUGAGGGUCUGACCACCAGCACGGUCGUGUUCACAUCUGAACAUCUCUGUUGCCCUCACAGCUGUGCCACUGGUCACUGAUAUCCUAGAAAGACCAAGAGUUCGGUAGCUGCUGGUUGAAAUACCCACAAUGCACCAGAAAGAGGCCCACUUCUCACUUCUUGGCUUAUUGUAAAUGCAUAAAAAUAUGGGCAGUUAUUUUCAUUUUAUGUGUGGGUAGACAUGAACGGCUCGUGUUCCAGCUUUGUUUUAAGUCAUAUAAUUCAAAGUAUAUGUUCUGUUUAUCUGA